AGGUGAAAGCUAAAGUAAACAACUCAAAUAGUUGAAUAAAUCAAUAUCGUUACAAAUGAACCAUGUAGACAAACAGUCAAAUUAUCGUAGAUGACUGCAAUAUUUAAUAAAAACUAAGGAACUUAGAGGUCGAGACCUCUUUGUUUUUGAAGAGAAACGGUGCGUUCUGUCUCUUUCUCUUUGCCCCCCGGGGACGCAUGCAGUGAGUCACCCUUUCCUUUGAGAUGGAGGAACUGAAACGUCUGUUAGGCACUCUGCAUUAGUUUCAUUAAACCCCCCCUCGCAGCCCUCCUCUGUGUCUCACGGUUUUCUGUCUUCAGCGACACGUUUUCUUCCUUUUAGUUUGUGUCUUAAACCAUAAUACGAUCAGGGAGACAGCAGCAGGUCUCCACAUUGCUUCUUCAGCCAUGGCCAAGAAGGACUGUCCUGCUGGCAAAAAGUGGGAUAGGGUCGUGUACAUGUGUAUCGAUCACAAGAUGGAAACCAGACCUGGACAAACAACAGAGCCUGCCCUGGCUGUGGGGGUGCAGCUGAGAGCCACGGCCCUCGCUGCCCGGGCCCCCCUACUGGUGCUGCUGGGUCCGGCCCUGUGGAUCGUGGUGGUUCUGGCCACACUGGGCUCCAUCCUGGCUGUCACUCUCUGGUUUAUCAUUUACAGACGCCAGACCAGGCACAGCGGCACCUCAGAGGAAGCAGCACCACAACAGCCUCUUCAGAAAACAGAGCCACCCGCCGAGAUCCACCUUCCGCCUCCAGAGAUGUUUCAGAGAGCAGCAUGGACCCCUUCUCCCUGUCCUCACCAGCACCCGGGGGCCCGAACAGGCUGCAGGUCAGAACAAGAGGGCUUCACUUUCUGCAGUGGCCCCUCAGAGCACGCCUGGCCAGAGGGGCCCAACAUGCUGAGGAAGCACAGGGUGCCACUUCCUGCCACAGAGCUGGGUGGCACAGCGCUAGUGACAACUAAAACUGUGUAGGGCUGUGUGUGUGUGUGUGUG
Messenger RNA from Gymnodraco acuticeps, 995 nucleotides. Its product is annotated as tumor necrosis factor receptor superfamily member 13C-like. Bases 408 to 974 code for a protein of 188 amino acids. The transcript is spliced from 3 exons. The record is from RefSeq and is a predicted model, not a curated record. NCBI's taxonomy places the organism in Eukaryota, Metazoa, Chordata, Actinopteri, Perciformes, Bathydraconidae.